Molecule: messenger RNA, 2035 nt
Organism: Cetraspora pellucida
Lineage: Eukaryota; Fungi; Glomeromycota; Glomeromycetes; Diversisporales; Gigasporaceae
Source: the annotation of a GenBank genome assembly
AUGUCACGUCGUCAUCGAUUAACUUCUUAUAUUGAAGUACUUGAUCUAAAGGCAAAUGAUUUUAACAAAUAUGCAAUAUGUUUAGCCUGUCUUGAAAUAAAAGGUCGUCCUUAUGCUCUUGAAAAGCAAUUCACUAAUACUAAAAAAUGUUGUAAAGAUCAUUUUAAAAAAUGUGAAUUUUUUCAACAAAAAUAUGGAGUAAACGAAGCACAAGCUAUCAUAUAUGAUACAGACAGUGAAGCAACUAUGCAAAAGCGUCAAGGAAAAAGAUUCCGUAUACAAAAAGAUGAUAAUAAUAGAUCAUCAAAUUACACAUCAAGUUCAGUAUCUGUUAAUACGCAAGGACCAUUAGAUAAUUUUGCUCAUCGUCAAUUUACUGGAUGUAAUCUUGACAAAUUUAAUUACUUGUUAUUAAAAGCAACAAUUUCAAAUGGAUGGAGUUUUCGUUGGGUUCAAAAUCCAGAUACUAUUGCAUUAUUUGAAUUUAUUAAUCCUUCAUGUAAGCUUCCUGGACGACGUAAAUUAGGUGGUAAAAUUUUGACCUAUGUUUCAAAUCAAAUGGUUGCGAAUAUUAAUGAAAAGGCCCAAAAAGAUUUUUAUGGUGUUACUCUUACUAUGGAUGGUUGGACAAAUAUAAUUAAUCAAUCAAUUAUAGGAAGUGUUUUACUUACAAGUUCUGGUGAAGUUUUGGUAUGGCAAGCGAUUGAUAUUAGUGGUGAAAGAGCACGUAUAGAGGAAGUAAAAAAUAAAAUUAAUGAAAUUACAAAAAGUGUAACAAAUGAAGGAAUAAAAGUAGCAGCAAUUGUAACUGAUAGUCAUUCAUCAUAUGCUGCAGCAAGAAAACAGCUUCAAGUUGAAAACCCACAAAUUACAUAUUUACCAUGUUUCGCACAUCAAACCAAUUUAUGUAUUGGUGAGAUUUUUAAAGAAUCAAAUAUAUUUAAAAUUACCGCAUUAGAAGCUACACGUAUUGCAGUAUAUUUUAAAAACAAACAACAUGCUUAUUUUGCUGGAAAACUUCGUGAUAUUCAAAUGCAAACAUAUAAUAAACUACAGGCUUUAAUUGUUCCCGGUGAUACACGUUGGAAUAGUUACUAUUACUGUUUUGGUAGUUUUUUGCGAACUAAAGAAGCUUUAAAGACACUUAUAGCACGAUAUGAACCUCAAACUAAUGAAGAAAUUGAAAUUGAAAAUAACUUGGUAUUACCUGAUUAUAUUUGCGAUCCAAUUAAUAAUUUUGAAUUUUGGCGAAAUAUAGUAGCUAUUAAGCGACUUCUUUUACCAUAUUGUGGUUGUUUAAAUAUUUUACAAAGAGAUAAAGCACGUCUUUAUGAUGUACUUCAUUCUUUUGGUUAUUUUUAUCAAUUCUUAUCUGAACAUUCAGAUUUGCAAUUUAGUACACGAUUAUGUAAUCGUUUAGAAAAGCGAUGGCAACAAUGGGAACAACCAAUAAUUAUUUUAUCUUGGGUUCUUCACCCUAAAUAUCGUUUUGACAAGUUUAAUGAUCAUUUACCAUAUUUAAAUUGGGUUGAUCUAAGUGAAUAUUUGCAAUACUAUUAUAUUACUUGGACUGGAGUUGCACCAAAAAAUAUUUUACGAGAAUUUGAUAACUAUCGAACUAAAAAAUUUCCAUUUAAUGAUGAAUCAUUUGAGCAGUUUGAACAAGAUGUAUUUGGCUAUUGGAAUUGGUGCUCAGAAAGUAUAAAAGAAUUAGGGUUUGUAGCAAGUCGAAUAAUGAGUAUUUGUAUAAAUGCUGCAUCGGUUGAAAGGUUAUGGUCUUCAAUGGGUUAUUUACAUUCUGCUUCAAGAAACCGAUUAAAAUCUAAUUUAUUAUUAGCAUACGAAGAUUUUGCGGAUCCAACUAAAAAUAAUUUAGAAAAAGUGUUAAGUUUAUGGGAAUCUAUGCUUGAGGAUGAAAAAUUGUAUGAUUGGAAUGAAGAGAUAACUGACUCAUUACUUAAUGCUAAAUUAUCAUCUGAUAUUCUUUUAGAUCGUGAACACCCUCAAAGAGAUAAACGUGCAAAAUGGAUUCUUG